This is a messenger RNA of Diplodia corticola, 1659 nucleotides long. Its product is annotated as protein kinase. Gene Ontology annotation, biological process: intracellular signal transduction; peptidyl-serine phosphorylation. The record is from RefSeq and is a predicted model, not a curated record. The coding region runs from base 1 to 1659 and encodes 552 amino acids. NCBI's taxonomy places the organism in Eukaryota, Fungi, Ascomycota, Dothideomycetes, Botryosphaeriales, Botryosphaeriaceae. Gene Ontology annotation, molecular function: ATP binding; protein serine/threonine kinase activity. The transcript is spliced from 6 exons.
AUGGGCAAUUCGAACGGGAAGCCGGUAGUCUUUACCGACGAAGUCAACCUCAACCAUUUUCGUCUGCUUCGAGUCGUCGGCAAGGGCGCGUUCGGCAAGGUCCGCAUUGUCGAGCGCAAAGACACCGGCCUGACGUUUGCGUUGAAGUACAUACGCAAAGAUGAAGUUGUGCGGUCUGAGAGCGUGCGCAACAUCAUUCGAGAGCGCCGCAUGCUGGAGCAUCUCAACCACCCCUUCCUUUGCAACCUGAGAUACAGUUUCCAGGACAUUGAGUACCUAUACAUUGUAGUAGAUUUAAUGAAUGGCGGCGACCUGCGCUUCCACAUCUCGCGCAAGACCUUCACCGAGGAUGCCGUCCGCUUCUGGAUCGCCGAGCUAGGCUGUGCUCUCCGGUAUAUCCACAGACAGGGCAUCGUGCACAGAGACGUCAAGCCCGACAACGUGCUGCUUGACGGCGAGGGACACGUACACCUGGCCGACUUUAACGUUGCUUCCGAUUUCAUCCCCAACAAACCGCUAACGAGUAAGUCGGGAACCUUGGCGUAUCUCGCCCCCGAGGUAUACGAGGGCAAGGGUUAUUCGUGUGAGGUCGACUGGUGGUCGUUGGGUGUGCUCUUCUACGAGUGCAUCUACAACAAGCGGCCCUUUGAAGCUCGCUCGCACGACGAACUCUCGGCGAAGAUCCAGAAGGCUGAAGUACCUUACCCCGUCACCAAUCCUCCUGUGUCUAUGCCGUGUCUGCAUGCCAUCAGUUCGCUGCUCGAAAAGAACAGGUCGAAGCGCAUCGGUGCCAUCAGCUUCGAGUCAUUCACCGACAACCCCUUCUUCCGUCCCCUUGACUUCUACGAGCUCGAACACAAAGAAAUCGAACCCGUCUUCACGCCGUCGAGCGACAAGACGAACUUUGACGCCACAUAUGAUUUGGAGGAACUGUUGUUGGAGGAGGCACCGCUCGAAGCACGGGCACGGAGACAAAAGCCUCGCGAGGCUCUGAAAGAAGAUGCAACGGAGGCUGAGAUCCGUGCUGAGGAGCUGCACAAGAUGAUUGAAACUCUGUUCGAACCGUUCAAUUACACGACUGUGGCGGCGGAGCGCGCACCGGUCAUUAACCCGGAUGGGAGCACACCCACUUCGACGGAAGCGCAACAAUCGUCUGAAUGGCCACGUCCCAAGUCCUCUAGGGGCUGCGAGGACGGUCAUCAACUGACGCCCACCACCACCAACCCUGGCCACCACUCCCGGCAGCUUAACCAGUCUCGGUCUACGACUCAGUCGCCGAACGGUUCGCCCCCGAUUCCUUCGGCCAAUCUCGCACCCACGUCCAGCCAACCCCAAGACACGUUCGACCCUGCGGCUGAUCCCACGCUGCCAGUAUCGUACAGCAGGCCGAUCAAUCGGCAAAGGGGCAGUACGCGCAGCACCAGCAUGGGCGGGGGCGUGCAGGUGGUCCUCAGCGAGACGGGCAGCUGGUCAGAGAUGGCCAACCAGAGCUCGUCGAUGGUCACGCCGAAGCCGGACAUCAACGACCCCAACGCGCAGAAGCCGACGGGAAUGCUCGGCUUUUUGAGUCGGAAGAAGGGCAGAGACAGGAGCCCCAAGGCGAAAGAGAAGGGUGUGCUGGGGAAGGAAGGUGCCAGGGUGAUCAUCAGCCAAGGAUGA